AUGUAUCUCGCGACAGACCCAGCGGCCAACGAUCCCGGCGACGUCUCUAUUUCCCACUUGACCUGGCGUGCUGUGCUGUGCUGUGCUGUGCUGUGUUCAUGUCGCGAUUCCGUGCGAUGCAUGCCGCUCUGCCAUGCUGCCAUGCUCCGCCAGGGGCCAGGCUCAGGUCAACUUCAGAUCGGUCGCGGCCUCGCCUCGUGGUACCCCCCCCCUCCCCGGUCGUGCUGCAAGCCACGGCGAUCCACCCCCGGGUUUCGGCACGCACCAGACACGUUGUUUCUCCAAGACCGUGCUCGCAAGCUUGAGGACACCAUGGCCAAACGCCACGACGCCAUCGCGUAA
Molecule: messenger RNA, 342 nt
Organism: Ustilaginoidea virens
Lineage: Eukaryota; Fungi; Ascomycota; Sordariomycetes; Hypocreales; Clavicipitaceae
Exons: 1
Coding region: 1-342 (113 amino acids)
Source: RefSeq, a predicted model, not a curated record